GUGUUCAAUCUCAGACGCCAGCUCGAGUAUAAGAAGCUGUCCAUGAGCGCUACAAGAAGGACAAUUUCUGGAUAUGAGGCAGUCAAAGCGGCCUUUCCGAGAACAAAAUGGGCUCUAAGCAAGACAAACGCAGUUUCGCGGCCCAAACCCCUGAUACGGGGAAAGACUCCAGUUCACGCUCCUCAGACCCCAGGAAGCAAUCACCACACCGGGAGAAGAAGUCUGGCAAAGCGUCUAGUGCUUCUGUUCCCACCAGCAGCUCGUCCGAUCGAGGACUGACCUUCCUCUUUGUCAUCACAGAGCUGGUCACCACUCACAUUUUCACCGACUCGUGGGGCCAGCCUGGGCCGCCGGAUACUUCCCAUGCCUAUCUUACAGAACAGGAACGACCGAGUGGUGUGAUGCGUUACGACAACGGCAUCGUCACGGCAGCAGCCGACCAAUGCGCGUGGAUGCGAGAUGACAUUUCCAGAGUCGGCAGCAUCAACUACAUGGUCGACCACGAGCCCCGCGUGGCGGUCACGUACAGCCAAGGCGCCGUGUUCUCUUGCAACCCCCUAAUGCCAUUCGCCAUGGUCAAGACAGAUCCCUCCGUGCAGGAGACAUACUACCACGGCGAGCUUUCAGGCCAGACAGAGGACCAUAAAUGGCAGCCCUUGCGCUUCUUUGCCCCGCUGGGCGCCGACAGGACGCCUACGGGUGUUUCCCAGGCUGUCUUCUCCAGCAGCCUGACGGCGGCACACAUCGGAGGCGUACCAAGGCCGUUUGUCGCCGGGAGGCAUGCCAGUUGGCUCGGUAAGCUUGUGCCGACUACGUACGACAGCCCCCUGAGCAACGCGCCGAGAUCGGCUGGCCUGGGUGGCGAGCUCACCAUUCUGCUUGCCCUGAUGACUUUCACCGCGCCUGUGGAGAUGGACUGCAUUUCACGAGCGCAUACGGUCUUCCUGAACCAUAAUGCGCGGUGGAGAUACGGGAAAUGGCUGCAUAACGACAAGACAGGCGGUUGGACAAGAUCCGUCGAGGAACGCCCGAGAGGGGUGCUCGUGACAGUGUCGCUUGACCCGUGGAAUCCACAGGGUUCGACGAGGGAGAAGCUGUCCAACUUUGAAUUCUUUGGCAGUCCGGCUAUACGCGAGGGUUAGCCAUGCUGCGUAGAGAGGCAUACAAGUACAGAUAGUAUAUGAAUUUUGUCUAUACCACGGUCGUUACGGCGUCUAAGUACAAUGCGAGAUCUGCCGGGGGGCGUUCCCCCAUUUCACUGAACGCCUUG
Emericellopsis atlantica is the source of this 1270-nucleotide messenger RNA. RefSeq lists its product as uncharacterized. The record is from RefSeq and is a predicted model, not a curated record. The transcript is spliced from 3 exons. NCBI's taxonomy places the organism in Eukaryota, Fungi, Ascomycota, Sordariomycetes, Hypocreales, Bionectriaceae. Bases 108 to 1142 code for a protein of 344 amino acids.